GGAGCAGAGCGGGACAUGGCCGAGGCGGGGCCUGGGGAGGUGUGCGGCGGGAGCGAGGGGCUGCGGCCGCUGGAGCGGUUGCCAGGUGACACACGGGAGCUGCUGGAGGAGGUGGAGAUGCAGAUCAGCGACGCCGCCUGCUCGCUGGCAAAGGUCCUGGAGGCGACGUCGGCCGUGUCGGCGCAGGUGGAGGAGCUCGCCACCAAGUGCUCGGAGAACGCGCGGUUCCUCAGGACAUGGCGGGACCUGCUGAGGGAGGGGUACGAGUCCCUGAAGCCCAGCGGCUGACCCUGCCCCGCCGCGGCUCCCCGGCCUGCGAUGCGCCUUGUCUUGAGCGGCGCCUUUAAGGGAGUUCUCGUGAGUUUCCGUUUUCCCUCAGCGCCCCGUGAGCUCGGAGGUCUCUCACAAACACUUGAUGGCUCGUAUGGGUACUGUGUGUAAGUCACGGAGUAGAAUAACUUUGUUUAGGGAAUCACUUUUGACUUCUGGACUCUUCCGUUACUGUUAAGCAAUCUCACACAUGAGAUACUUUAACCUUCCCUUUUUAAUUCCUCUCGUUUAUGUGCUGGAUAAGAAGUUAACGUGUGGUACAUUCAAACCUCGUUACUGGUGGGGAAGAGGUGUCCUGCGAGGAGCUGUUGUCAGUCCUCCUUUUUAACAGUUGUCACCAGCAUAAACCCUGCCAACUCCAGAGAAACUCGCUUAAGUAACUUCACUCUCUGAAGUUCACUUUCAUUUCACUCCCUGCAGUGAAAAAGCACAAUUUUUGUUCGUGUCGAGGAUGGGAUAAUGUGGCAAGCCAUGUCUCAGUUUACAAGCUUUAGGUAAGCCCUAUAUCCCGAACCUUACUAUUUUAAGCAGUGUUGCAGUGUGUUUCUAUAAAGCUACAGCUGUUUUGCAAGAUGCUUCAUUACUGUAAACAAUUUCACAAUAUUUUUUGUUGUAAUAAAGUGCCUUACGGUGGACCAUAUAUCUCUGUCUGAUAAAAGUUUAACAGCAUUGUUUGCUGAUAGGAUGGCUUAUUUUGACCUGUAAGUAAAAGCUUCCAUCAGUUGGGAAAGAACCUGUGAAAUGUAUUGCCUGGGAAACACUAUAAAGCCUUUUUAGCAUUUGGUCCUAUUUUUUUUUUGUCUUUGCCUUAAGCAGUUACUAGUUACUCUAGAGCUUACUGUUAACAGACCUUUUGGUCUGCAAGAUUGCUAAUCUGUAAUAAAUACCUGUACUGAAA
Molecule: messenger RNA, 1228 nt
Organism: Melopsittacus undulatus (budgerigar)
Lineage: Eukaryota; Metazoa; Chordata; Aves; Psittaciformes; Psittaculidae
Gene: C7H4orf46
Product: chromosome 7 C4orf46 homolog
Exons: 2
Coding region: 16-288 (90 amino acids)
Source: RefSeq, a predicted model, not a curated record